Vitrella brassicaformis is the source of this 1949-nucleotide messenger RNA. The record is from the annotation of a GenBank genome assembly. NCBI's taxonomy places the organism in Eukaryota, Vitrellaceae.
GUUUCACUCACUUGCUGUCCAUGGACAGAUUCAUGUGUGUUGCCCACCAUAAAUGAAUGUACGUGUCUCUCCGUCUCAUCCUGCGUCUCCCUGUAUCCAAGUGGACAGGCGAGUCAGACAUUCGUAUUGAACUCAGGCCUCAGCAGGGCCCUCCAGCCCCCAGCCAUGUCAACUUGAUCAUCCUCGCCAAGCUGCCGCAGCACAAACACAUCACGCAACGCACUCUCUCCUAUCUGCAGACACACAGACACACAGCCAGAUACACGAAGGGAGAUAUUGAUGUGCCAUGUCUUUGUGCGCGUCUGGCUGCUUACAAAGUACAGCCUCGGCACAAGCACACACUCCUCCCUUGAUGUGAGCCGGUCCAUGGCAACGAUGUCCUUGGCCACCCCUCCGCCGUGUGAGUCUGUCUGCCUCAGUGACAGCACAUCGCCGUCGAGCGGCACGCCCUCGAUCCUGUCGCCGUAGAAGGCAUCCCAUAUCUGCCGCCCUUCCACCAGCAACUCACGACCUCCCUGCAUCAAUGGAUGCACACACACAUACACCCAGGGGAGGAGACAUGUUCUCUGUUUCUCUGUUUCUCUGGCCCAGGGCACUACUUGUCGAUCAAACUCGGGCAACCCCUUUGUAUCAGCGCUCAUCAGCCUCCAUUCGGGGUCCAGCACCAGCACAUCGCCAUCUAUUUCCCCCUCUCCACCCGUCUCGUCUUCCCUCUCCGGCCCACUGCUGAAAUCAAUGCACGGCGCACGCCGGCCCUUCCACACCUCGGCGUCAGGGAUUCGGUGCUCUGCGGGGGACGGCCCUCUGGUCCUCUGAGCCACCAAAUGGCGGCGCAGUAUAUCUGUUCGCCUCUGAUUGGACACGAACUCCUCGAAAGACAUGGCUCUGGCGAAGUCGGUGGUCUGUGCUGUAUGUGCCGGUGGGUCGUAGAACACCCAUCUGCCCGGGUGAAGCAUGGUGAGGGGGACACUUGAAAGCCGGGGCUUGUCCACGGGCUCGUAGUAGCGAGCGGUGGGCUUGCACGGCCUCACCCACUUGUCGCAUGCCAGCAGCAAAGGUCGCUCAUCUGCGCCACAAGGCCCAGCCGGCCGUCUCUUGGUGGCCCUCACCCAAGCAAUGACACCGAUUCCCCCCCUCCUCCUGAUCAGCUGCUCGCAUGCUGCUGACAUGCAUCCACUGAUGUCUCUUCGCUCCCUGUGUCUCGGCUGGCGCAUGCGAAUUGGGUGCUUGGGCAGCACGAUGGCGCUCUUGCUGCGUGGAAGAGUCGCCGACAGUGCCCUCGUGCAGUCGAUAAACCCCGGCUGGUCGAUGGCUCGCCCCCUCUGUCGUGGAAAGGUACUCGACGCCCGUGCGAACGAGAACGAUCGAGGCUGACUCUCGGUAGCAGUGUCAUAGCUGCCUGGCCCAGGUAUAAGCCUGGCCCAUCUUGCGAUGCCCCUCAAGACAGACACCGUGAGCGGCAGGAUAACGGCUGCUCGCGCCUUUGCCGGCUUGUGUGGCUGGUAGCCGAGCGGCGAGGGGUGCGGGCAUGGCGGCUUCUUGAUGACGGGAGUAGAAGGGGCCGUCAUGCGGGCGGCAGGGGUGUGCGGCAGCAAGGGCUGCAGGUUCUCCAUCGUCAUGCCGAUCCCUGCACAUAUAUGACACGUGUGAAAGCAAUGCAACCCUUCAGCUGACCUUCUGUUGGGUACCUCUCCGGUCUGAACGCGCCUUCUUCUGCUGGGGCGGGGGGGCAAUAACGCAACGAGGAGGGCUGCAUGUAGAGCGGGCGCAGGAUGCAUGUCAUCAACGGACAGAGCUUCCUACGAGUGUGCUCUGACCAGUGUCUCGUGGGAUCCUUUCCCAGAGAGCAUAUCGAGGCGGGGCUGACCGGCCCGGUGGACAAUUCGCCACUCAUAUCGCCGCGCCGCAAUGAAGGAGACGACGGUGGUCGAGUGGACGCAACCACACUU